This is a messenger RNA of Myxocyprinus asiaticus (Chinese sucker), 4128 nucleotides long. RefSeq names its product K(lysine) acetyltransferase 2A (gene kat2a). Gene Ontology annotation, cellular component: nucleus; histone acetyltransferase complex. Gene Ontology annotation, molecular function: protein binding; histone H3 acetyltransferase activity. Gene Ontology annotation, biological process: positive regulation of transcription by RNA polymerase II; chromatin remodeling. The transcript has 18 exons. NCBI's taxonomy places the organism in Eukaryota, Metazoa, Chordata, Actinopteri, Cypriniformes, Catostomidae. The record is from RefSeq and is a predicted model, not a curated record. The coding region runs from base 121 to 2511 and encodes 796 amino acids.
CGCGCAUGCGCAGUGUUACGGCAGUGGUCGAAACGGGUAUUGAAAAUCAUCACAAAACUUUAUUGAAGUGAUAUACAGGGUGGAAGUGACUUCUUUAGGGGGAAACGUGAGACUGCUGACAUGACGGACCCGGUGGCACAGACCUCCACGCAGCCCCGGCUCCAGCAAGCUCAGGCCAGCGGGCCGGCAGGGUCUAACACGAACCCCGGAGCCGGGAGCAGCGACCCAGCCCGACCGGGCCUAAGUCAACAACAGUGGUCGAGCCAGAAGAAAGCACAAGUACGCGCCUUUCCUAGGGCUAAAAAGCUGGAAAAACUCGGGGUGUUUUCGUCUUGCAAGGCGAAUGAUGCUUGCAAGUGUAAUGGGUGGAAGAACCCCAAUCCACCGACUGCCACUCGUAUGGAGCUCCAGCAGCAGGCAGCCAGUCUGACGGAGGCCUGCAGAAGCUGUGGCCACUCAUUGGCGGAACAUGUGUCUCACCUGGAGAAUGUGUCUGAGGAGGAGAUUAACAGGUUGUUAGGGAUGGUGGUGGAUGUGGAGAAUCUCUUCAUGUCUGUCCAUAAAGAAGAGGACACAGACACCAAGCAAGUCUACUUCUAUUUGUUCAAGUUGUUGAGGAAGUGUAUCCUGCAGAUGGGGAAGCCAGUGGUGGAAGGCUCUCUCGGUAGCCCGCCCUUUGAAAAACCCAACAUAGAACAGGGGGUGUUGAACUUUGUUCAGUAUAAGUUCAGUCAUUUGGCUCCUAAGGAGAGGCAGACCAUGUAUGAGCUCAGUAAGAUGUUUCUGCUCUGUCUGAACUACUGGAAGCUGGAGACCCCAUCACAAUUCCGUCAGAGGGCUCAGAAAGAGGAUGCGGCUGCCUACAAAGUGGAUUAUACCAGGUGGCUGUGUUACUGUCAUGUUCCUCAGAGUAAUGACAGCUUACCACGGUACGAGACCUGUCAGGUGUUUGGCCGCAGUCUGCUGAAGUCCAUCUUCACUGUCACACGCAGACAGUUACUAGAAAAAUUCAGAGUGGAGAAGGACAAAUUGCCACCUGAGAAACGCACUCUGAUCCUCACACACUUCCCCAAGUUUCUCUCUAUGUUAGAGGAAGAGAUCUAUGGCGAGAACUCACCCAUUUGGGAGGCAGAUUUCACCAUGACAGCCUCAGAAGGGACGCAGCUGGGCCAUCAGACAGGGCUCAGUCCUGUGGCAGUGUCUGGUUCUCCUCUCAGUAAGGGCAGCAGUGCUUCUGCUCUGGUUGGGUCAGUUUUGGACUCUGCAUCCUCCGAACCAAUAACUGGAGAGAAGCGAAAGCUUCCUGAGGCCUUGACACUGGAGGAUGCCAAGCGGAUCCGAGUGAUGGGCGACAUCCCCAUGGAACUGGUCAAUGAAGUCAUGAAGACCAUCACAGACCCCGCUGCCAUGCUGGGGCCAGAGACCAGUCUGUUGUCAGCGAACGCAGCACGUGAUGAGACGGCUCGUCUGGAAGAGAGGCGAGGCAUCAUUGAGUUCCAUGUGAUUGGAAACUCUCUUUCUCAGAAGUCCAAUAAGAAGAUUCUAAUGUGGCUUGUGGGCCUGCAAAAUGUUUUCUCCCACCAACUUCCUCGCAUGCCCAAAGAGUACAUCACACGCCUUGUAUUCGACCCGAAGCACAAGACUUUGGCUCUGAUUAAAGAUGGCCGUGUGAUUGGAGGGAUCUGCUUCAGGAUGUUCCCCACUCAGGGAUUCACAGAGAUCGUCUUCUGUGCGGUUACUUCAAACGAGCAGGUCAAGGGCUAUGGCACACACCUGAUGAAUCAUCUUAAAGAGUACCACAUCAAACACGGCAUUCUGUACUUUCUCACCUAUGCUGAUGAAUACGCCAUCGGCUACUUCAAGAAACAGGGCUUCUCCAAAGACAUCAAAGUGCCGAAGACCCGUUACCUCGGUUACAUUAAAGACUACGAGGGAGCCACGCUGAUGGAGUGCGAGCUCAAUCCCAGAAUUCCUUACACAGAACUCUCACACAUCAUAAAGAGACAGAAAGAGAUCAUUAAGAAGCUGAUUGAGAGAAAACAGAAUCAGAUUAGGAAAGUGUAUCCCGGACUCACCUGCUUUAAAGAAGGAGUGCGACAGAUUCCUGUGGAGAGUAUACCAGGCAUCAGAGAGACUGGUUGGAAACCCAAUGCUAAGGAGAAAAGCAGUAAAGAGCUGAAGGAUCCAGAUCUGCUGUACAACAUGCUAAAGAAUCUACUGGCACAGAUUAAAACACAUCCAGAUGCCUGGCCCUUCAUGGAACCGGUAAAGAAAUCAGAAGCCCCAGACUAUUAUGAGGUCAUCCGCUUUCCCAUUGACUUGAAAACGAUGACGGAGCGUCUGAAGAACCGGUAUUAUGUGACAAAAAAGCUGUUUAUUGCUGAUCUGCAGAGAGUAAUCACAAAUUGCAGGGAGUACAACCCUCCAGACAGCGAGUACUGCAAGUGUGCCAACACGCUGGAGAAAUUUUUCUACUUCAAACUGAAAGAGGCUGGGCUCAUUGACAAGUGAUGGAAAUCCAGCUUAUAAUAAGGGACCAGUUAGAUACUGUACAGAAUGUCAUUACACUCAAACAGAUUUGUUCAAACUUAACAUUUUGAGCUUGCAUUCAAAUCUGUUGAAAUGUGCUGCUUUUCAGUUUCUUUUUUCCGCAAAUAUUCUCUCCCUAACAAACAGUCAAGUUAAAAACACAAGGUCAUAUUAGUGUGUGUGUGUGUGUGUGUGUGUGUGUGUGUUUGUCUUCAGGGAAAUGCAUUAAGGGAAAAUGGAAACUGAAAUCCUGUUUGAUAUGGGUGGUGUAGUUUAGAAAGAAAUGAAUGUGACCAGUUCUGUUCUUAUUUCCUACUACUCUAUUCUACAAAACAAAUAACUCCUGUGAACUAUGAGUUCUUGCAUCUGCUCUACAUACACAAACAUUUGGUUACAUAAUGUAAAGUCUUAUUCGAAGUUACUCCCCUGACCCGAAAUGCUCCAGCCAAAGACGGACCAUGUUUGGCCUCUAGUGAUGUCACAAUUGACAUGUCACUGUGAUGCCACCAUUCUCAGCCAAAGCUCUUUGUUUGAAACAGCCAAUUAGUGAUAUAGAGGAUGUGCCUAUUCAGUAUCAGUCUGAAAAUAUGAGGAAAAUAUUUCCUUGAUUUUUACUUGAGGUCAGUGGUUUUAUUUUUUCUUUCUUCAAACUUGACUUUAGUGGCUUUCAUUGGAGAAAUUACUAAAACUAUCUCCGUGUUUGAUUCAAUUAUUCAGCGCAAUCUGUGAUAGAUCACUUCAAGUAUCAAUAGAGAGUGUUUUCUCCCUCUCGUGUUAAAUUACUGCUGCCACUGCCCUUAAGAUGUUUGUCAGUGCCGUUGGUGAAGUGUUAAUCUUUGUUUGAAACCAAUAUUUGUCUUGCAAGGCUUUCAGCAUGUCAUGUCCCAAGGCACAAACAUUCAGUGAUGUAUUCUGUGGUUCUGAAUUCACCCAAGUUUUUUGUAACCCAGUACAGUUUUUGAAACCAGUGUACCACCUUGUUGUGACCAGAAAUACUAUUUCCAGUUCAGUCAUAAAUAUAAACACUUCCUCAGGCAUAAUGGAGAAAAGCCCCAAACCUAAGAACUACAAACUUAAAUUACAUAUAAAUUACAUAUACAGUUUCUGCUACUACCUAGAAUACUCAAUGGACAAUUACAUAAACCGUUAUAUCCAAAUGUGUACACGUUUUCUAUGAUACUGCAUGUUAUCUGCAAGUUUGCUUUUCACACAGACAGGUAAAUGGACAGGACAGGUUUUUUUGUUUUUUUACCAGUCUCUUGUAAUGGGCAUAUACUUGAAUCAUGAUAAACUGCUGCAAUGUUGAUGUUUUAUCAGGGCUCUAUAUUUUGGUUCUAUAUGUUGUUUCAUGCUCAAUUUGUACUGAAGGAUGCUGAUGACCUUUCAUGAAGAGGAUGUGUGUGCUAGUAAGGGGUUGGCUAUGGUUACAGUUGGAAGAUGCAUGUAAAUUGCUAUGGUUCUGUGUACUAUGAAAAAACAUGUUUUGGAUAUAUAAUAUUUUUUUUUUUAAUGGAUGUUUUCUUUUCUGUGGUGAGCAGUGAUGCAGAUUUCAACAGUCCAGUUCAGAGUGAUCCUAAUACAGAUGGUAGAAUUGUACAA